AUGGAUAAAAAGGAUGACCCGAAGGACCACGAAUUCGGGGAGGUGAAGAAGGAGAAGCCGUUAAACACUAAGAUCAGGUACUUGAGGUACACCGGAGCCAUCAAAGCUGAAGUGUUGAAGGGUUUGAUUGCUGGAGGGAUCAAAGCUGAAAAGUUGAAGACUUUUAUAAAUUGGAGCAUCAAAAACGAGAAGCUAAAGGGUUUGGUGAUUUCUAGGACACGACUGGCGCGGCUGAAAUUGUGGGCGGCACGAGCCACAACCGUGCUGCUACUGUGGGCUAUAGCAAUGCAGCUCAAGGCAUUGGGAGAGAACUUGCUGCCAUGGAUAUCUAAAAGCUCUUUUCCACCACAAAGGGUUUAUGAGAACAAUGGAUAUUUGAUGGUUUCAUCCAAUGGAGGACUAAAUCAGAUGCGAUCUGGUAUAUGUGACAUGGUAGCUAUUGCAAGAUAUAUGAAUGUCACGCUUAUAGUUCCUGAAAUGGAUAAUACCUCCUUCUGGAACGACCACAGUCAAUUUGAAGACAUAUUGGAUGUGGAUCAUUUCAUUGCAUCAUUGAGAGACGAGGUUCGGAUAUUGAAAGAAUUGCCUCCUGAGCAGAAGAACAAAGUGGAAUUAGAAUCCCUUUAUUCCAUGCCCCCCAUUAGUUGGUCUAACAUGACAUACUACCAUAACACGAUCAUUCCUCGCAUGAAAACAUACGAAAUUGUGCACUUCACUAAAACUGAUGCUAGGCUUGCCAAUAAUGGGAUUCCUGGAGAGGUUCAAAAGCUCCGGUGCCGAGCAAAUUACCAAGCUCUGAGAUUUGCUCCUCCAAUUGAGGAACUUGGCAAGAAAAUCGUUCGGAUUCUCAGGGAAAGAGGCCCUUUCUUGGUCCUUCAUCUCAGAUAUGAAAUGGACAUGGUAGCAUUCUCUGGCUGUAGAAGAAGAGAUUGA
Prunus armeniaca (apricot) is the source of this 933-nucleotide messenger RNA. The record is from the annotation of a GenBank genome assembly. Lineage: Eukaryota; Viridiplantae; Streptophyta; Magnoliopsida; Rosales; Rosaceae.